AUGGGUACAGCCGAGGCGCCUCGCUUCCUGCCCUUCGCCUUCCCCGACGGGGCGGCCGGUGAGCUGGCGGCGGAGCAUGGAGGGGGGAGCCUCUCGUGCCCCAGAACAGAACGAGGCGGCUGGGCUGGCGGGCCCAGGAAGAGGAAACGGACCACGUUCAGCCGGGGCCAGCUGAGCCAGCUGGAGCGUGUCUUCGCCGCCCUGCCCUACCCGGACAUCGGCACCCGGGAGCGCCUGGCCGAGCUCACGCAGCUGCCCGAAGCCAAGAUCCAGGUCUGGUUCCAGAACCGGCGUGCCCGGAGGAUCAAGACCAGCCCGGCUGCGGAGCCGCCCGCCUGCCCUCGAGCCACCCUGGCCGGCAGUAAGCAGCCCCGUCUGGGCGUCUCCCCCCAGCACUGCAAGCAGCAAGCCCGGGUCUCUCCGCUAGCCGGCGGCUCCUCGGGCUUCCUCGGCGGGGAGGACGCACUGAGUCCGGCCCCUCGAUGGCCCGUCCAGGAGGAGGAGGAGGAGGAGGAAGGCGCGGCCGUCUGGACAGCGCUGUCGAGCUGCUGGGAUGCCUUCCCAGGGCCGCCAACCUCCCUGGGCUCCAUCUCCGACCUCAUCUACAGUGCCGCGCUCGUGGCCAACCUGGGGGAGCUGUAGGGUCGCUCGCCCCGUCCAGGAAGGGGCCAGCUGGGGCCAGUACUGCAGCAGAGCAGGGAGGCAGAAACUCUGGCG
Messenger RNA from Eublepharis macularius, 717 nucleotides. It is a transcript of the gene SEBOX, whose product is annotated as SEBOX homeobox. The record is from RefSeq and is a predicted model, not a curated record. The transcript has 3 exons. Lineage: Eukaryota; Metazoa; Chordata; Lepidosauria; Squamata; Eublepharidae. The coding region runs from base 1 to 642 and encodes 213 amino acids. Gene Ontology annotation, molecular function: DNA binding.